Molecule: messenger RNA, 387 nt
Organism: Penicillium malachiteum
Lineage: Eukaryota; Fungi; Ascomycota; Eurotiomycetes; Eurotiales; Aspergillaceae
Exons: 1
Coding region: 1-387 (128 amino acids)
Source: RefSeq, a predicted model, not a curated record
AUGCCCGACUUACCAUUUUCAUCACACGGCCCGUUACCUAUACUAUCUCGGCCUGCCAUGCAUACUGUGCCCCCUCCACUACCUCCGCCACCGAGGAUCCGGGAUUUGGAAAAUGGUUACGACGCAGGCUGGCAUCAUGGAAACGCCGACAGAUCCACCACUUCUCUUCCGCCGAUAAAUCCGAAUUCAAGCUUGUUUGGAGGACAUCGACGACCCGAUACCGCUCCACGAAGUGAUCCCAUGGUGGUGGAUGAAUUAGAGGGAAGGCAAAGUGGAUUUCAAUUGUCUCGUAGUCCGGAAGCACAGAUUAAGAUUGAACCACCGCCUCCGGCAGAUGAUGGAUUUCCCAAUUCCAUGUCUGUCACUUCUCCGUCCGGCCCAAUGUGA